AUGACCACAUCAACCGGCAAGCGAUCCUUCCGUGCAUGUCUGCGGUGCCGUCGCCGCAAGACAAAGUGCGACCUUGACGGCUCAGGUGACCGAAAGCAACCACCCUGCAGAUCAUGUCACCUCUCUGGCAAUGAUUGUGUCCUCGUGCAGUCGAGACGAGGCCAAAGACGGAAUAAAGCUACGCCGAAUGUUCGGGACAACGCACCAGACAUCUCAGAACUGCUCGUGCACGAGAAUGAGAGCGCUGCCACGAGUGUCGGACCAUAUUCGACACUUCUGAACGCUGACCUAUCUACAAUGUGUGCACAAAGCUUGCCAGGACCCUUUGGGUCAGGCAGAGAGACAGAAGUUGAAUUGAGGAACCCAUCUGACGCGCUCGAGAUACUGGCACGUUCAGACGAGCGUUCACUGUUGGCUUCGACCCGUUCCUUAGCCGAUGAUACCGCUUCAUUGGCGCCCAGCAUCCAAGCGACUGGAAACAGAUCGACUACGCUCGAUGAGUUCGAAUUGCUAACAAUGGGGGCACUGCAAAUGAGUGUAAUCCUUGAGCUAUUGCAGACAUAUACGAAGAUUUAUCAUCCUCACUGUCCCAUAGUCCCAUCAUGGUUCCUCUCACCAACUGCUAUAGAAAGGAUUGGGAGGUCCGAGCACUUUCUCCUCACAGUGCUGCUGACUGUCGCGUCGCGAGAUUCGACGCAGCAUGUGCUCGUGCACCGAUACUGUUGGGACCAUGCUCAAAGACUGCUACUAGAUGUAAUUUUAGCCCGUUCCUCAACUCAAACACCCCGCACAGUCGAGGGCCUCUUACUCCUAGCGGAGUGGCUACCUCACACUGAAUCCAAGCACAAGACUGAAGAAGCACUCGGAAGUCUUUUUACCGAAGACAGGCGUGCGUGGUCACUGGUAGGCCUUGCCAUACGGCAGGGUUAUAUGCUUCGCUUAGACCGAGGAGCUUUCCGGAGAUCUAGUAAUAGUGCUACACAAGAGCAGAGCGAGCAGGAGCGGCUGGUUUGGCAUUUUGUGUGUCUCGCUGACCGUCAUAUAUCAGUCCGUGUGGGGCAGUCUUUCUGGUCUCGUGGGCCAUCUCUAUCUUCUCAUUUUACUGCGGAUGAUUUUCCCAGUCUGAAGCCUAGAUCUGGAAAUCUACAAGAUCACUCCACGAUUCUGCAAGCCAACCUAGAGCUUGUACAGAUUUUGUAUAAUGCUCAUCUAAUUUUGUACGGUUCCGCAGAACGGACUCAGGCUCUUAUCAAGGACGGCGACUACGCUCGAUAUCUAGAUGACUUUCUGAGCGCUGCAACGAUGUGGCAAACUACAUGGCGGCGACUGGACAAUCCUUCAGUGGUACCGAACUCAGUCUUUAUGACUUACGAGUACGUCUGUCUAUAUGUGAACGCAUUUUCUUUCCAGGCAAUUGUCGCGCGCUCAGUCAAGAAUCCAAAGCCGCAACCCACGACACAGGGUAUCGAUGGAGCACCCUUGGAAGAACUUUUCCGUAGAAGCACCAUUUCCUUACCUGAUGGGCUUUACAUCAACGGCGCGAUCCGCGCAGCAACGAAGUUGCUCGAAAGGUUGACAAGUUUGGACCCGCACGGCGAAUUCCGAUACCUUCCAUCGCGCUUCUUCCUGUAA
Alternaria atra is the source of this 1632-nucleotide messenger RNA. RefSeq lists its product as uncharacterized. The coding region runs from base 1 to 1632 and encodes 543 amino acids. The record is from RefSeq and is a predicted model, not a curated record. Gene Ontology annotation, cellular component: nucleus. Gene Ontology annotation, biological process: regulation of DNA-templated transcription; DNA-templated transcription. Gene Ontology annotation, molecular function: DNA-binding transcription factor activity, RNA polymerase II-specific; zinc ion binding; DNA binding. Lineage: Eukaryota; Fungi; Ascomycota; Dothideomycetes; Pleosporales; Pleosporaceae. The transcript is spliced from 3 exons.